Molecule: messenger RNA, 1818 nt
Organism: Serendipita indica DSM 11827
Lineage: Eukaryota; Fungi; Basidiomycota; Agaricomycetes; Sebacinales; Serendipitaceae
Source: the annotation of a GenBank genome assembly
AUGGCCGUCAGAGGAGGAAAUCAAGUUCGCUAUAUUGCUUCUGGGAUAUCUGAGAAUACGUUGGAGGGAGAACCGGUCCACAAACCCGCCGUGGAGCAGGAAGUCGACAAGCGACCUAUUCACGCUGUUAUCUCUGCAUUUGACUUGUUUUCUAUCGGAGUCGGUCCAAGCAGCUCUCAUACUGUUGGUCCUAUGCGCGCAGGGAGGAUAUUCGUGCACGACCUCAAGCAAUAUGGCCUCCUCGAGAAAGUUCAUAGCAUCAAAAUCACGCUUUAUGGAUCUCUAGCCGCCACAGGAAAGGGACACAUGACACCUCAAGCGGUUCUUCUCGGACUCGAAGGCUCGGAUCCAGAAACAAUCGAAACCGCCACCGUCGACUCGAGAUACACCUUUAUUCGUGAUCAAAAGAUCCUGAAUCUCGCAGGGAAACACCGGAUACACUAUGACAUGGAUAGGGACAUGGUCUGGGUCCUUGAAGCCUUGCCCACGCAUCCAAACGGAAUGCGUUUCGCCGUCUUCGACGAGAAUGGCGAUUUGCUGGCGACAAACGAAUAUUAUAGCGUUGGAGGCGGUUUCGUAGUCAAUGAGAAGACGAAAGUGGAUGAGAACUUGUAUUACAUGGGCGUUGACAAAUCCAAGGUGGAUCCGGCUCGUCGCUCUCAACUCCACGAGACCGAGGAGGGGACAGACGAAUACAAGGGCACAGCGACUCAACCGCCAUAUCUGUUUAGCUCGGGCGACUCUUUGCUUGCUAUGACGAAAAAGUAUAACAUGACCAUCGCACAAUUGGUUUAUGACAACGAACGCCAUUAUCUUUCCGACGAUCAAAUCAAUGCAAAGCUCAUGCGUAUAUGGCAAGUUAUGGAUGAGUGUAUCAGAUCCGGCGUUUCGACAACGGAGCGCGUACUCCCUGGCCGACUCGGAUUGAAGAGGCGUGCACCUAUGCUGUAUCAACGACUGAUGAGAGGUUUUUAUCCUGGACUCUACUCGAGCACCUCCCAACCAGCGAUUGGGGCUGGCUCCAUAGGCAGUUCGAUGGCCAUCAAUUCUCCAGCAGACAUGGAACCACUCAAUGGUUCCACCUCUGCAUCUAAUGGAGAUACGAAUGGCGCGACCAAUCUCAAGUCUAGAGCAAAAGGUCCCAGAGUCGUUGGCGCCUUUGAUCACCCCGUUCUUCCAAUGCCUCCGAAACGUACGCUGUUCCCCAACAUCGACUUUCUAUCCUGCUAUGCCAUUGCGGUCAACGAGGUCAAUGCAGCCGUCCAAAUAACGACAAUUAGUACAUCUCCCACGAAUGGAGCAGCAGGCGUGAUACCGGCUGUCCUCAAGUACACGCUCGAAUUCAUUAGCGAUGAUGUUGAAGGCACCGUCAAAACUUUUCUGCUGACAGCCGCAGCCAUCGGUAUGCUGUUCAAGCGAGGCUCAACUAUCAGUGCAGCUGAAGGUGGAUGCCAAGCGGAAGUCGGUGUCGCCUGUAGCAUGGCUGCUGGUGCAUUUGCCGCCGUCCUUGGCGCAUCGCCUGCAGUCAUUCUCCAGAGCGCUGAAGUGGGCAUCGAGCAUAAUUUGGGACUUACAUGCGAUCCGAUAGAUGGUCUUGUUCAAAUACCAUGCAUCGAACGCAACAGUCUAGGUGCAGUCAAGGCGAUUACGGCGGCUCAACUGGCUAUGGCGACAAAUGCGGAGCAUUAUGUCUCGCUCGAUGAGGCCAUCGAGGCGAUGCGUUUGACGGCCGCGGACAUGUCCGUUAAGUACAAGGAAACCUCUCUGUCCGGGCUUGCGACCACUGUCAAGAUUCCGCUUACAUCACCCGCGUGCUAA